CCGUGCACUAAAUUAACCGCGCGGCUACCAUCUCUCCGCCUGUGAUCGGUCAGAUCCAGUUCAGAGAGCACUUCUUCUCCAAACGCAGAGUCGCAUGCUCUUUUCAAGACAGCCUUGCAGCAGUGCCGGCAAUUUGGUUAUCAGCAAUAUCGAAUUCUUCUUCUGCCAUAUCCAGUCUUGGCUAUUAUCCACACAGAGAUCUUGCAGUCAAUUCCACCAUGAAUAGGCCAGGACCCGGCCCACAAGCUCUGAGGGGCAUCCCCGGAUUUCCUCAACAACAACAAGCUCAAGCUCGAAACGCCAGUCUUGUCUCCGCACGGUUACCAAAUGGUAAGAUAGGUACAAGUGGCAACUGGAAUUUCGGUCUCCCCAUGGGGGCCCCAGGACUGCCGAGUCAUCAACAGCGAAAUAUAGGAACGAUGGGAACCUUCGCUCAGAGUCUUGGUGGCUCUCAGCCUGCAACACCUCUGGAUCUCUCCGAAUUUCCUUCAUUAUCUGGAGUGCCACAGCAAAAUCAAUCACAAAACUCCGCGCAAGCAGUUUGGGCGAAUGCUGGGCAACGUGCCACUCAGCAAACGCCAGUUCAACGCCAGCAACCCCCCUCCAGCCAGCCCCCCUCCCGAACGUCUCAAACGCAAAGCCACUAUGCCCAGCAACAACCGUCCCAAGACGACCUGUUUCCAUCUGGAGCCCAGUUUGCAAACCGGUUAGACGAUUUCCGAGGCAGCGGGCAAGGGAUAAGCGGGCAGCUUGGUGCUGGCGGACAGCCGCAGACAGGGAACAUUGAAGAGUUUCCUCCGUUGGGUCGAAACACGACCGACAUUCCUCCUGGGGGCAUCCAAGGCCGCAUGAACGACAUCGGGCAAGAGCGGCGGAGUUCAGUGCUGCAGAACACGGGUUUCGGCAGCUACGGACCUGGCUUGGCAUUCUCAGCGCAGACACAGUCCGCCCAAGCUCGAAACAUCCUCGCCGCGACUUUGAAUGGACAGGAGAGUGGUCGCGUCAUGUCUCCAGGAACAUCAGGCGCUGGUGCUCCAGGCCUUACAACGUCGCGUUCGCCUCAAAGACCGAAUGGUGUGUCAAGUCAGGAGAAAGAGGAAGCUAGCCAGGGACUGCAGUUGCAGCGCCAAUCACAAGGAGACGCGCAAGAUCCUUCAGCUUCUGGUCAAAGUUCUGAACAACCACCUCUGUCGCAGAUGAGCGAACUGGAUAGAUUCGGACUCGCGGGCCUCCUCCGAAUGAUACACAGUGAAAGCCCUGAUGUAGCCAGUCUUGCGGUUGGGCAGGAUCUCAUGACUUUGGGACUGGACCUCAAUCAACCCGAGCCGUUACAUCAUUCAUUUGCUUCACCAUUUGUUGCUUCGAUGUCUGCAGUCCCACUGGAACAAGAUUUCACCAUCCCUAGCUGCUACAACGUGGGAAACGUACAACCUCUGCAAACCCGCAUUACGAGUUUUAGCGACGAGACUCUAUUCUACAUUUUCUACAGCAUGCCCCGCGAUAUUCUACAAGAGCUCGUGGCCGAGGAAUUGAUGGGCCGCAAAUGGCGAUAUCACAAAGUCGAGCGUUGCUGGCUGACACGAGAUGAGACUUACCCAGGCCCCGUUGAUGUUGAACGUGGUGUGAGCGAACGUGGCGUCUACUUGUGGUGGGAUCCUGCAUCUUGGAAGAAGAUUCGCCGCGAAUUCAUCCUUCGAUAUGAAGACCUUGAUAACAGGUUGGAUCCUGGUCGAGGUGUGCAACGUGUUGGAUUCACUCCUCAUGCCUCAUAGUGGUUUUUAUGAUCCGUGAUGUGUUCAUUGUUGUCUGUCUGGUAGCGUGGAAAACGAGCAUUAAAGGAAACGUUUGGCAAUCGGCGUUGAUUUUAUUAGGCAACGGUCUACUACUAGGAGCAUGGUAUGAAUGACAUAAUUACGAAUGACAAUAAAUGCCUGCCGUUGCGAAAUGGCUCGCGCUUUAUUCACGAUA
Molecule: messenger RNA, 1968 nt
Organism: Talaromyces proteolyticus
Lineage: Eukaryota; Fungi; Ascomycota; Eurotiomycetes; Eurotiales; Trichocomaceae
Product: NOT2 family protein
Exons: 8
Coding region: 219-1772 (517 amino acids)
Biological process (GO): nuclear-transcribed mRNA poly(A) tail shortening; regulation of DNA-templated transcription
Cellular component (GO): CCR4-NOT core complex; P-body
Source: RefSeq, a predicted model, not a curated record